This is a messenger RNA of Polistes dominula (European paper wasp), 5862 nucleotides long. RefSeq names its product tripartite motif containing protein thin (gene tn). Gene Ontology annotation, molecular function: ubiquitin protein ligase activity; protein binding; metal ion binding. The record is from RefSeq and is a predicted model, not a curated record. Gene Ontology annotation, cellular component: nucleoplasm. NCBI's taxonomy places the organism in Eukaryota, Metazoa, Arthropoda, Insecta, Hymenoptera, Vespidae. Gene Ontology annotation, biological process: protein polyubiquitination; innate immune response; proteasome-mediated ubiquitin-dependent protein catabolic process.
GCUAAUAUGACAUUCACUCUAAGACGGGCGGCCAACCGGCCCGGACGAACGCGCUGUCGCAGCGCUGGAUUUGUCGAUUGGAAAGUGAGAAUACUCGGGGCCCCCCUUAGAGAGGGCCCCCGACCUGAAGAGGCCGCCGUAAGGCGGUCAAACCCUCUCAGGCAUGGAGCAGUUCGAGCAACUGCUAACGUGCGCGAUAUGUCUGGACCGCUACAGAAACCCAAAGCUUUUACCAUGCCAGCACAGCUUUUGCAUGGAACCGUGCAUGGAUGGUCUGGUCGAUUAUGUUCGUCGACAGGUCAAAUGUCCGGAAUGUCGUGCCGAACAUCGUAUACCUUAUCAGGGUGUUCAAGCUUUUCCCACCAACGUGACGCUACAACGAUUUUUGGAGUUACACAUAGAGAUCACCGGGGAAUUACCAGAUCCAACCAGUGGUCAGACUAUGGAACGAUGUGGUGUCUGCUCCGAAAAGAGCUAUUGUUCCCUCUGCGUCCAUUGUGAGAAGAAAUGUUGUCCUGAAUGCAAGGACGCACAUAUGGAUAUUCUCAGACGAGAAAUUACGCGUAUCAACUCUCAGGUUCGAAGAGGUCUCCACAGGUUACAAGAUGCCCUGGCAUUGGUCGAAAAAAAUACAUUGGGUCUCCAAACUAAUUGUGCUGCGGUUGCCGAAGAAGUCGACGAGAUUUAUAGACGUUUGAGCAAAGCUUUAAAAGACCGAACGGAAUAUCUACGCAACGAAGUCGAUCGGUACUUAGGUACCGAGCUACGUGGUCUGAUACAACUCAAAGAGAAUCUCGAAUUGGAAAUCGCUAACAUCCAAAGUAACUGUGAUUUGGCAGAAGCACACAUCAAUGAGAAUGUUCCUUGGGACGAUUCAGAACUUCUCGAUACGAAAGAACUCUUUCUACGUACCGUUGAAUUCAUCAGAAAUUUCGAAUACGAAGCCGGAGAUUAUAGUAGAAGAGUACGUUUCAUGAUGGCCCAUGAUCCGAACCAAUUGGUUCUUCACGUGGCCGGUUACGGAGAGCUUAACAUCAAACCGGAAAGCGGAAGUGGAGGAUUGUUAGGUAGUUCGAGCAGUUUAGCACCGCCAGGAGGUUCUCCUGGACUUAUGAGAAGUAAGAGCGAUCAUCGUCUAGCUUCGCAGUAUCGACAGCAAGAAGAGGAACGACUAGCCAGAAAUCGAUAUGUUCCUGAAUACGAAUACGAUGCACCCGAGUAUGAUACACCGAGGAAUAAAUCACGUUAUAGAAGUCGUUUUAUGAGGCAUCGGGACGGUGAUGAUUCCGAUGGGGAUUCAAGAUCGACGGUUAGAUUCACGUCGACCCCACAGGAAUCAGGAUUACGAGAGAGAGUAUUAGACACGGAGGAUGCUGCACGAGGACCAUUGUCCGGUAUUUUCCGUUUGACCGAUUCACCUCGGGUUAUGAAAAAGCUUCAAGAAUGUGAAAGAGCUGGCAAGAGAAAGAAAGAGGAAUCAGCUCAACCUGCUCAACCUCAAACACCCAAACCUCAGGUACAAGUUAGAAUAGCACCGACGGCAAUGGCGAGACAAGUCAGCGAGGACGACGAAAUUUCCAGGAUCAAGAAGCAGAACAAGAACUUACCACAGGGAACGACGGAAACGACGACGGUGGAGGAACGACAACCCCAACCACCAACACCGGCCCAUCCACAAACGAGAGAACCUCCAACGGAGCGUGAACCGGAGGAAGCUGCGGUCAGAAGACCACCCACGAUUGCGAGGAGAACGUCAAGCGACAGCCACGCACCUGCAACAAGAAGUGCAUCUUCGGACUCUAGCACGGGUUCGGAAAGUUCAACGGGUUCAGGAAUUCGUAGCACGGGUGCCCCAUUCACCGCUGAGGAAAUGAAACAAAAAUAUCUGUCGAGAGCACCGCCAACAAAUACGACCACUAGUACGGUCACUGCCAGCUCCGGCAGAGAUACCACAGCAAGCAGUGUUCCUGCUACGAGGCCCUUCCAAAGCCGAUUCUUAGGCACAGGUAAUCGUACAGCACCUCCACCACCACCAACAACGACGCAAUCMAGCAGAGAUGAAACAACAACGAAAAAGAAAGAUGACGAGGAAGAAGAUGAAGAGGAAGAAACGAGCAGUUCUUCCGAGGAAACAGAAUCCGAAACGGAAGAGGAAUCGGAAACGGAUACUCGCACGACACCAACUACGGCAAGCAUCCCAUCAUCGACACCGCAAGAUCGUCAAAGGAAUGAUGCUGCUAUGGCACGUACGGACAUUGGUGCUUUGCUUGCACGCAGCGCUGAAGCCCGGCGUGGAAGCAAAGAGGACUCACCCUCGACCAGGUAUUCGACACCGAGGGGAAGUCCCGGGCAUAUCGUGACGAGUCCUACGAGCCCACUGACGAUGACGACUUCGACGAGCGGCACGACGAUGACAGGAAGUGGUGUGGGUGGUGGUGGUGUACCGAUAGGGUCUACUGGUGGCUACUCCUCCAGCAGUAUCACUGACCGUCGUCUCGAGGAUAGCAAUCACGAGGCCGGCGAGCACCAACGUGAGGACGUUGUCAAGGAUUGUCGUAAGGUGAACGGCUCGAGGACCGUUACGGAAAAACUCCAAGACGAGAACACGAGAGAUUAUAAGACUGAUAAGGACCAAGAUGAUGAAGACGACCAAGAGGAAGAAGAAGAAGAAGAAGAAGAAGAAGAAGAAGAAGCAUCCAUAACUGGGGAUGAUGAAUCAACUUCGGACUCGGUCGAGGACGAGGAUGAAAGGACGGUGAUCAGCAUUCAUAAAGGAUCGGAUAGUGAUAGAAAUGCGCGUAGUUCUUCCCUGGUGUCCGAUAAAAGUAUUGAGGAGGAACUUUUUGAUGAUAAUGGUUGGCUCGUUACAGAUCAAGAUGUCCAAUUGGACGGAUCGAUAAAAUCCUCCAAAAAUCAAGAAAUCAAUUCUACGAUUGGACAGGAAGAGGACGAAAGUAUUGCUAAGCCUGCAACUACGAUAGAAGAAAAAGAAAAUUUGAACGAAUCCAAGAGUCCUGACAAUUCGUCGAGAAGCAGAGUUUAUAGGCAGAGUAGUAUUGGUCAAAAUGGUUGGCUGAUUUCGGACGAGUCCGAAAGCGAAUCCGAAAGAACUAAUUCUCCGGCAGGCUCUCGACAAAAUAAUAUCGAAAGCCAAGAAGAACAAUUGGAGUUGAAAAAGGACGAUUGGAGCAUCGAGGAGAACGGUUGGAUGAUUGUCAACGACGAGGACAACGACGAAUCAACAACUAUCCAGAACUUGUCGAGAACGGAAGAAGAACCAUCUCCAUCUCCCUUGGAUAAAACGGAAUUAAAUAGAGGAAGAUCGAGCACGAAUAGUUCCCAAACGACCACCGACCUCGUAACGAGAGCUAACGUCGAGAACGGCGCGUUAAUCGCGAACGCUAACCGAUCUAAACAAACCGAAAGAUCCGACGAGCACGAAGAUGCGACCGACGUUGAUAUCAGUAUACCGAUGCAGAUGAAAACGCUUAAUACGGCACUGGACUACGUUGAGAGAAAUUCGACUCGUGGAAGAAUUAUCAGCCGAUCUCAUGUCAGGUUCUUGAACAAGAGCAGAAGUCAGGCGGCAAUGGCAGCGAGGGAACGAGAGAGGGAGAGAGAGAGGGAACAGGAGAGAGAACGCGAGAGAGAACGCGAGAGAGAGCGGGAAAGAGAACGAGAGCGAGAAAGAGAACGAGAAAGAGAGCGAGAACGGGAGAAGGAGAGAGAAAGGGAACGGGAACGGGAGAGAGAACGGGAACGGGAACGGGAACGAGAGAAAGAACGGGAGAGAGAGAACGUUGCCUCGGCGAUAGGAGAAACAGAGACAACAACAACGACAACCGAACCAUCAACCCUUCUACCCAGGUCCCGUUACGCGGCACUGAAGGAGAGACGACAACGAUUGGCACGUUCGAGAAGUUCCCACAAUUUCGGGGGCGACGAGGUAGAUCUAGACGAGGAACCACCGUCCCCAACCACCCAAUCACCGAACGCCUAUCUCGCGGCAAAAUACGGCGCCGGUUCUGAACUAGCACGUAGCCGUAGUACUCACGCUUUGAAGUCGAGGGAACCGAGCCCAGAACGGGACCGAUCAGGUACCGAAAAGGAUGGCGCAGCUCUCAGCUCUUGGGCAAGAUAUCUUAAAAAUAAAUACGGUAAUCGUAGUGCCAAAGACAAGGAGCCACCUUCCACGACAACCUCGAUUCCCUCAUCCAGCGCCAGCGCAACCUCUAGGAGGUUAUCGCUGGGUCUACCUCUUAGGCACACCGGUCAAACGUCCUUCGAAUCUUCUGACGACGAUCAAAAAAACCCGUCAGGCUCCCCCACGUCCCCUACAGCAGCUCCCGUUAUACCCGCGGCAGCAGGUUCCUCCACUAGGAGUAAUUACCUGCUGAAGCGGCGUCAGCUGUUUAAGUUUGGGAUGCGGGGGAGCGAAGCCGGAUGCUUUACUUGGCCAAGAGGCCUUGCGAUUGGCCCGGACAACACCAUCGUCGUCGCUGACAGCUCCAAUCAUCGUGUUCAAGUAUUUAACAGUAACGGUAACUUCCUGAAGGAAUUUGGAACAUAUGGAAGCGGGGAAGGUGAAUUCGACUGCCUCGCAGGUGUGGCCGUUAACAGAAUCGGCCAAUAUAUCAUCGCUGACCGUUAUAAUCAUAGGAUUCAGGUGCUUGAUCCUUCUGGACGUUUUCUAAGGGCUUUUGGUUCUCAAGGUACCGCAGACGGACGAUUCAAUUAUCCCUGGGGUAUUACCACGGAUGCUCUUGGAUUUAUUUAUGUCUGCGAUAAAGAGAAUCACCGGGUACAGGUAUUUCAAUCGGACGGAACAUUCGUGGGAAAAUUUGGAUCAUGCGGUAGUGGACGUGGUCAACUAGAACAUCCACAUUACAUAGCGGUUAGCAACACCAAUCGUGUGAUCGUAAGCGAUGGGAACAAUCAUAGGAUUCAAAUAUUCGACGUUAAUGGUCGUGUAUUGAGUUCAUUUGGAUCCGAAGGUUCGGACGAGGGUCAGUUUAAGUUUCCAAGAGGAGUGGCGGUCGAUGAACAAGGUUACAUCGUUGUUGCUGAUUCCGGAAACAAUCGAAUACAAAUCUUCAGUCCGGAAGGUAACUUUUUGAAAUCUUUUGGUGGCUGGGGAAGCGGAGAUGGAGAAUUCAAAGGUCUCGAAGGUGUUGCUGUUACAUCCAAUGGUAAUAUCGUCAUUUGCGAUCGUGAAAAUCAUCGUGUACAAGUAUUCUGAUGUUUAAAUGAUAAAAAUCUUCAUUCGUUGUUCAAUUGACACACGUGUGUCCAUUUGUAAAGAAAGAAAGUCUCGCGUGUAACUGUGUUUGAUUCGUUAAAUUAACCCUCCAACACCUACGGAGCAUUUCUCAACGUGUUAGAGAGAGAACUAUACACGAAUGUAUGUUGUUGUAUUGUGUAUGUACGAGGAAUCAUUAUUUAUCAAAGCGUAGAAUCAAUCUCUCAAUUAUUACGAUAAACGAGAACGUUAGAAGCUUCCUUGUAAUCUUCCACAAUUAAUUUUAAGUAUAACCAACCGAGUCUUUUUGUUUUCUUUAUUCAAGAAAUAAUUUAUAACAAUUCAUAAAAUAAUAAUAGACUUUCAGUCAUAUUAUAAUCGAUUGCUCAUUAAUAUUUUCUUUUUAUUUAACUGUUAAUCACUUUUUGAUUUCAUUUUCAUUCGUUCUUCCUACUUUCAUCAUAUCCUAUUCACUAUUCACUUUUAUUCAUUUUCGUCUCUUCUAACUUUAAGAACAAACUCACAUUUUAUGUUGAAAAAGAAUUCUUGAAUUUGUAUUACGAAACGAAGAGUUUGUAUCGUUUGUAUAUGCUUGAAAGAAAAUAAAUCGUUGCGGAAGGAAA